Triticum aestivum (bread wheat) is the source of this 2006-nucleotide messenger RNA. Its product is annotated as non-specific phospholipase C4. Lineage: Eukaryota; Viridiplantae; Streptophyta; Magnoliopsida; Poales; Poaceae. The coding region runs from base 195 to 1736 and encodes 513 amino acids. Gene Ontology annotation, molecular function: hydrolase activity, acting on ester bonds. The record is from RefSeq and is a predicted model, not a curated record. Gene Ontology annotation, biological process: phospholipid catabolic process. The transcript is spliced from 2 exons.
UUCUCUGCCAAGGAAUAUCCCACUGGUACAAAAUUGAGCCUCUUUUUGGAACUCUUCCAUCCCCACACUCAACUACACUCUUGGGUACUCUAUAUGUUCGAUCUUAUUUAUAGUGUUCGUCCCAAAUCUCUCCAUCUCGCAGCUAGCUCGUAGAUAUCAAUAGCAAGCAGCUAGCAACUAGCAUAGUAGAAACAAUGGCGGGCAAGAUCAAGACGGUGGUGGUGGUGGUGCAGGAGAACCGCUCCUUCGACCACAUGCUGGGCUGGAUGAAGUCCCUCAACCCGGAUAUCGACGGCGUCACCGGCGCCGAGACCAACCGCGUCGUCGUCGCCGACCCGAGCUCCAAAGCCGUCCCCUUCCGCGACGGCUCCCAGUACGUGGACCCGGACCCCGGCCACUCCAUCCAGGCCAUCUACGAGCAGGUCUACGGCACGCCCUUCGUCGACGCCCAGGCCACGCCCAUCACCCCACCGGGCAUCCCCGCGCCACCCAUGAGUGGCUUCGCCCAGCAGGCCGAGAAGGAGAAGCCGGGCAUGGCGGAGACGGUCAUGAGCGGGUUCAGGCCGGACGCCGUGCCCGUGUACCGCGAGCUCGCGCAGGAGUUCGCCGUGUGCGACCGCUGGUUCGCGUCCAACCCGGCGUCCACGCAGCCCAACCGGUUGUUCGUGCACUCGGCCACGUCUCACGGCCUCGUCAGCAACAACACGAAGGCGCUCGUCGCCGGCCUGCCGCAGACCACCAUCUUCGACUCCCUCCAUGACGCGGGCCAUUCCUUCGGGGUCUAUUACCAGUACCCGCCGUCCGUGCUCUUCUACCGGAACCUCCGCCAGCUUAAGUACAUCGGCAACUUCCACCCGUUCGACCUCGAGUUCCGGCGCCACUGCCGGGAGGGGAAGCUGCCCAACUACGUGGUCGUCGAGCAGCGCUACUUCGACCUUAAGAUCCUCCCCGGCAACGACGACCAUCCGUCGCACGACGUCUCCGAGGGCCAGAGGUUCGUCAAGGAGGUCUACGAGGCGCUGCGCUCGGGGCCGCAGUGGGAGGAGACGCUUCUCGUCAUCACCUACGACGAGCACGGUGGGUUCUACGACCACGUGCCCACCCCCGUGGGCGUCCCCAGCCCCGACGGCAUCAUUAGCGACGCUCCCUUCUUCUUCAACUUCGACCGCCUCGGCGUCCGCGUCCCGGCCUUCUUCAUCUCCCCCUGGAUCGAGCCUGGGACGGUGGUGCACAGGCCGUCAGGGCCGCACCCGACGUCCGAGUUCGAGCACUCGUCCAUCCCGGCCACCGUGAAGAAGAUCUUCAACCUCGGGAGCUUCCUGACCAAGCGCGAUGCAUGGGCCGGCACGUUCGACGUGGUCCUUACGCGUGACACCCCGCGCACCGACUGCCCUGCCACGCUGCCUGAGCCGGUGAAGAUGCGGCCAACGGAGGCGGCGGAGCACGCGACGAUCUCGGACUUCCAGGCGGAGCUGGUGCAGCUAGGCGCGGCGCUCAACGGCGACCACGCCAAGGACACGUACCCGCACAAGCUGGUGGAGGGCAUGACGGUGGCGGAUGCCGCAAGGUACUGCAACGGCGCCUUCAAGGCCUUCCAGGACGAGUGCGAGCGGUGCAAGAAGUGCGGCAAGGACGGGUCUCACAUCCCCACCAUGCCGCCGUUGCCGCCGUCGAAGAAGAGGAGUGGCUUCGCUUCCAAGAUGCUGGCUUGCUUUGCGUGUGGCCAUUCUUCGUAGGAUUCGUUGGUUGGAUUGUUUGUUGGGAAAAUAGUUGGACUGGUUGGUUGCUUCACGAUAGCUAAGAUUUGGUCAUGCUCAUGCAUGUCCCAAAAAGGAUACAUGCGUUGGGGUGUUGAUAAUGAUUGAACGUGUGAAUUUUACAGCAUUGUGUAGACUGGUUGUGCAGAUUUUACAGCAUGUAUAGUAAGCAUUGUGCAGAUUGAUUGUCGAUAAUGAGACGCAUAUGUGUGAGUAACUCCCGAGGUGUACUCAUGUUCUGAAGAUUAA